CAGACAGACAGGUCCACAGACAGACAGAUAGGUCCUCAGAGAGACACAUUCCUUCACAGCUGCAGUCUGUCACUCAGCCUCAGGCCCGCCCCUCCUCUGGUGAUGGACAGCUCGGCAGCCAAUCACAGGCCGGUAAGGGGGCGGGGCCUUUCUGAGGUGAAACCUGAUCUGCUUUUGUCUAAGAAAGUUUUUGUGUCGCUGCUCAGUUAGAGGAGAAACUCCGGACCGGGACUCUGGGAAUACUGGGACACUGCGGGACCUGCCGGACUACCUGUCUCUCUACCUGUCUCUCUACUUGUCCCUCUACUUGUCCCUGUCCCUGUCUGUCCCCGGGUGUCUCUGUCUCCGCCCGUCUGUUUUGGGGGAUCCGCUCCUCCACCGACUCCUCUCCGCCGCUCAGACCGCCUCCCACUGCUCCUGGCCCGGCCCGGGACCGAGCCGCGCCCCGCUGGACCCGGAGGAGUAGGAGAAGGGAGGGAUGGAGGGAUGAGAGGAGGAGAGGAGGUCCGGAGGUCCGGAGGAGCAGUAUAGGAGCCGGGAGGAGCGGAGCCGCUCGAGGAUAGGGGCCGAGGAGGACCGGGAGCCCUAGGGGGACCGGGGAACACUUUUAGUCUUUUUCUCCUCUUUCCCGGCGUCCAUCUUGGAAACUUUCCUCCUUAUUCUCAAAAACAACAAAACUUUGUUUCUGGCUCCGAUGAAGCACGCCAGCUGACGUCAGUGAUCAGUGAUCGAUAGGAGUGAUCGGGUCCGGAUGGAGGGUCGCAGGGCCGCGGCCCGGGCCCCGGGUCUGGCCCGGGACCGGGCUCCGUGCCGCCGGGCCUCCUGCCGCCGCGGGCCGCUGCUCCUCCUCCCGCUGCUGCUGCUGAGCUUCGCCGCGGCGGACGAAGAGGUGCUGGUGAACACGAGGCUGGAGACGUCUGACCUCCGGUGGACGAACCAUCCGGCGGACGAUCCUCAGUGGGAGGAGGCGAGCGGCAUUGAUGACGAGGGGAACAGCGUGCGCACCUAUGAGAUUUGCACGCCCAACAGCCCGGCCUCCUACUGGCUGAGGACACGCUGGAUCCCCCGCCGGGAAGCGACCACGCUCUACGUCGAGAUCCGGUUCACCAUGAUGGAGUGUUCCAGUCUGAACCAGCGUCCCUGUAAAGAAACCUUCAACCUGUACUACUACCAGAGCGACAGCGAUGAGGCCACGCCCACUCACCCAGCGUGGAUGGAGAACCCGUACACCAAGGUGACCACGGUGGCGGCCGACCAUCUGUUGCGGCGCGGUGGCGAGCAGCGUUCCAACGUCAAGCUGCUGCGCCUGGAUGCGCUGCGGGGAGCGGGCCUCUACCUCGCCUUCCAGAGCCAGGGCGCCUGCAUGGCGCUGCUCGCCGUGCGCGUCUUCUACAGAAAGUGCCCGCCCCUCCGCCGCGCCUUUGCCUCUUUCCCGGAAACCGUCCCACACUCAUUGGUGGAGCAGGCUCAGGGCGUGUGCGUGGAGAACGCCGUGACUCCGCUCGGCGAGCAGUCUGGACCUCCCAGCAUGCUUUGCGCCGAGGACGGGCUGUGGGUGGGGCAGCCGACCUCCAACUGCGCCUGUCGCCCUGGAUACGAGGCGGGCGAGAGCGACGUGCACUGUCGAGCGUGUCCAUCAGGUCAGUUCAAGGCGGGUUCUGGACCCGGAGUGUGCGGUCCCUGUCCCAUCAGGAGCAACACCCUGAUCCCAGGCUCCGCCUACUGCCCCUGUUCCCACGGUUACUACCGCGCUGACUCCGACCCACCCCACGCCGCCUGCACACGCCCCCCCUCUGCCCCCCGCUCCAUCAUCUGUCAGGUCAACGAGUCCUCUGCUAGUCUGGAGUGGAGCGAGCCGCUGGAUCGAGGAGGCAGGGGAGACCUGAACUACCGAGUCCUCUGCUCCGCCUGCGGGACCACCACCGCCAAGGGAUUGGUCGGUUCCUGUUCCCCGUGUGAUGAUGGCGUGCUGUACCGGCCGGCCCAGCGUGGUCUGACUCAUCGCCGUGUGACUGUGUGGGGGCUCCGCCCACACACCAGGUACACCUUCACCGUCCAAUCACUGAACGGCGUGUCCGCUGUGAGCCAAUCAGAGCCGGCCUCCAGCAGAGUGAACGUCACCACCAGCACAGACGUUGCUCCUCCUAUCUCCGGUCUGAGGAGGGCGGCGGCCUCAGAGUCCAGUCUGUCUUUAGAGUGGAACAUUCCAGUCCUGCAGAACCAGAACCAGAUCCUGGACUACCAGCUCCGCUACAGCCCCAAGGACGGCGAGGAGGCGGGGCAGUGGCAGUACGUGUUGAGCCAGUCUUCUUCGGUGGUGCUGCGGGGGCUGCGGCGGGCGGCUCAGUACCUGGUGCAGGUGCGCGCUCGCUGCCAGGCCGGGUACGGCUCAUUCAGCGCGGCGAGCAGCUUCAGCACGCUGCCGGACGGUGGGGCUCACUCUCAGCUGGCUGUGACCGCCGUCCUCGUCUCCAUGGCGAUCCUGCUGCUCAUCGCCGCCACAACCCUUGCCUUCUUCUGUUACCGGAGGAGGCGGGCCUCAGCAGUGAAUGAUAAGAGUGGACAUUACCAGAUGGGACAGACGAUGAAGGUGUACAUCGACCCGUUCACCUACGAGGACCCAAAUGAGGCAGUGAGAGAGUUUGCCAAAGAGAUCGAGGCGUCCUUCGUCAAGAUCGAGGAGGUGAUCGGAGCAGGUGAGUUUGGCGAGGUGUGCCGCGGCCGGCUGAGGGUCCCAGGGCGGAAGGAGAACUACGUGGCGAUCAAGACACUGAAGGGCGGUUACACAGACAAACAGAGGCGGGACUUCCUGUCCGAGGCAUCAAUCAUGGGCCAGUUCCAGCACCCAAACAUCAUCCACCUGGAGGGAGUGAUCACCACGUCCUGCCCUGUCAUGAUCCUCACCGAGUUCAUGGAGAACGGAGCGCUGGACAGCUUCCUGAGGCUGAAUGACGGGCAGUUCACCACCAUCCAGCUGGUGGGGAUGCUGCGUGGUAUCGCGGCAGGGAUGAAGUAUCUGUCAGACAUGAGCUUCGUCCACAGAGACCUGGCAGCCCGCAACAUCCUGGUCAAUUCCAACCUGGUCUGUAAGGUGUCAGAUUUCGGUCUCAGCAGGUUCCUGACGGAGAACUCAUCUGACCCGACGUACACCAGCUCUCUGGGCGGGAAGAUUCCUAUCCGCUGGACGGCUCCUGAAGCCAUCGCCUACAGGAAGUUCACAUCCGCCAGCGACGCCUGGAGCUACGGCAUAGUCAUGUGGGAAGUGAUGUCAUACGGGGAACGACCAUAUUGGGACAUGAGCAACCAGGACGUGAUAAACGCCAUCGAGCAGGACUACCGUCUGCCGCCUCCUCCGGACUGUCCGUCCUCUCUGCAUGCACUCAUGUUGGACUGCUGGCAGAAGGAACGAGCCAAUCGGCCGAGGUUCUGCGACGUGGUGGCUGCUCUCGAUAGGCUGAUCAGAAACCCCGCCUCCCUGAAGGUCACGCUCGCAGAGGGACGCAGUGUGUCCCAGCCCCUGCUGGACCAGCGUGUCCCCCCGCCCCUGUCCUCCUGCGGCUCUGUCUCUGAGUGGCUGCGGUGGAUAAAGAUGGAGCGCUACGAGCAGAACUUUCUGCAGGAAGGAUUCAGCAGCUUGGAGAUCGUUUCACAGCUCAACACAGAAGACCUGCUCAGAGUGGGCGUGACCCUCGCAGGACACCAGAAGAAAAUCCUCUCCUCCAUUCAGACGCUCAGGACACACAAAACCCCUCCCACUCUGCUCUACUGACCAAUCACAGCCAAGACACAGACCCUGCCCACUGCUCAGGAAAACCAAAGCUCCUCCCACUUCAGCAAACCAAUCAGCAUCCAACCGAGACAGGAGGAGGAUUCUGAUUGGACAGAAUCCUGUUGGAGCUGAACAGAGGACAGAAGCUGCCAGAACAAUAAUAAUUAUAAUUAUUAUAAUUAGAGUAAUAUUAAUAAUAAUCAAAUGACCUAAAAAUAAUAAUACUAAUAACUGUUUUAAUGAGCUUAUUUCUUCAUUUAUGUUAUAUUAAUAUCCCUAUUUAUUUACAUUACAAUUUAUUACUCCCUUUUUAUUAAUUUAAAAUGUAUUUAUUUAUGCUUAAAUGUGUUUAUUUUGUAUGCAUUAUUUAAAUUCUUAAUAAUACAAGAAUGCAAAGAGAAAAUAAUGCAUAGAUAAAUACAUAAAUUAUUUUCAAUAAAUGAAAGGUAAAUGCAAAAAUAAGUAAAUUCAUUUAAAAUUUAAAAAUAAACUGUUAAUUAACAGGGAAGUUAAUAAAGAGAGAAAUUAAUGCAAAGGUAAAUAAAUAAAUAAUAUCAAUUUACAUCUUUAUCAAUUAUUAAUUAAAUUUAUUUGUAUUUUUAUAUUUGCUGCAUUUAAUGGCAUCAAUUUAUUUAGUAAGUUGUUUAUUGACUGAUUUCUUAUUUUGGAAGCUUCUGUCCUCUGUAUGUGCUCGCUGAAGCCCCGCCCACCCCUGGUCCUGGUCCCGGUCCUGGUUCAGGAUCAGGAUUUUCCAGAUUCAGGACUAAACUGUGACUCUGCUGGAUCAGCUGAUGGCCAGAAGACAAACUGCCACGACGACUGCCAAGACUCGUCAGGACGACGAGUCCGAGUCGUCUUAAACUGCCUGGAAUAUUCUGGGAUUUUAACAAACCGUUUUAGGAAUAAGGAGUAUUCCGAACGCUCGUUGUUCUCAUAGAAAUGUGAAUCUUCAGCAUUUCAAGACGUUUUCUGAGAACAAAAGGAACCUCUUAAAGAAAUAUCUACAAACCUUCUCCGGGUUUGAUCCGAAUCAAUGUGAUGGUCUAGGAGACAGACGGUGGACCACACGAGUCCACUGAUGGUGGAUCUGGUUUUAUUGAGUCCAGGUCCUCAGACUUUCAGGAUCUGCAGCUGUUUUUAACCCUUAACGUGAAUUUUGUCCUUUUUAAAUCAAACACUCGUCCCUGGAGACUGCAGUCAGGUCUGGAUCAGGUGGUCCGGUCAGGACCAGGUGGUCCGGUCGGGAUCAGGAUCAGGUGGUCCAGACGGGAUUAGGAUCAGGUGGUCCGGUCCAGAUCAGGAUCAGGUUGUCCAGUUGUAAAGUGUAUUAAAUGUGAUCCGGACACUUUUUAACAUUUCAGUACAGAAACAAACAAACAAAUGUUUAUUUUUAUUGAACUGUUUUAUAUUUUAGCACUUUUUCUACCUGAUAUGUAAUGUUUGAUGUUCGAUCGUGUAAAACAGAGAUCAAUGUUUUUAUAUUUUCAUUUUAUAAAGAAAAAAAAAACUAAAGAACAAAAAUGAUUCGUCUUAUAUUUCAAAAUUGCCUGGGACUUCAGGACCAAAGACCACGUCCCAGAUCCGCCGGACAAGAACCAGAAGAAUCGCAGCAGCAGGAACACUCACCUGGCGACAGCCAAUGGGUUCACAGGUUCCGUUUUGCCCCACCCCCUCGCUCCGGUUCUCUGGCAGCAGAACAGAAAACAGAACCAGAACUAUUCAGGUACCGGAUCAGAUUCUGGACUUGAGUUUUCUCUGAAUAUUUGAUUAAUAAUCACGUUAAAUGAGCCGUAAACAUCCAAAGACUGAAUCAUGACAUCAUCAUGUAAACUCUUUUCCCAUUGAUCCACUGGCCUGUCUGUCACUGUGAGCUGUUGCAUUCUGGGAGAAGUCUUCACAUUGAAGACGCCGUGAUGUCAUCGCAGCUGCGAUCAGCUUCCUGUUACAUGAAAACUUUGAUGUUUGUUUUUUUUAUUGAUAUUUAGGAAAAUGUCUGACAGCCAAUCACAAUAAAGAAUAAAGAGAACC
This is a messenger RNA of Centropristis striata (black sea bass), 5797 nucleotides long. Its product is annotated as ephrin type-B receptor 4b-like. Gene Ontology annotation, biological process: central nervous system projection neuron axonogenesis; cell surface receptor protein tyrosine kinase signaling pathway; axon guidance. The transcript is spliced from 21 exons. Gene Ontology annotation, cellular component: neuron projection; plasma membrane. The record is from RefSeq and is a predicted model, not a curated record. Bases 752 to 3769 code for a protein of 1005 amino acids. Lineage: Eukaryota; Metazoa; Chordata; Actinopteri; Perciformes; Serranidae. Gene Ontology annotation, molecular function: transmembrane-ephrin receptor activity; ATP binding; protein binding.